Messenger RNA from Trifolium pratense (red clover), 2006 nucleotides. RefSeq names its product DEAD-box ATP-dependent RNA helicase 41. Gene Ontology annotation, molecular function: RNA helicase activity; ATP binding; nucleic acid binding. The transcript is spliced from 2 exons. Lineage: Eukaryota; Viridiplantae; Streptophyta; Magnoliopsida; Fabales; Fabaceae. The record is from RefSeq and is a predicted model, not a curated record. The coding region runs from base 265 to 1887 and encodes 540 amino acids.
GGGCACAAUCCAAUUCCUUCUUGAUCCUAUGCAACAUUGCAACCUUUGUAAAACAAAAACAAAACACGAAAUCACAUUGCCUUAUAAAUUGAGGUUGUACUUGUUCGUUCCUUUUCCCGCAUGAUUAGAAAUUCAAUUUCAAUUUCACUUCAAACUUGAUGAAAUUGAAGACUCAAAUCAUAUGAAGAAGAGUACACUCUCUAUUUUCCAAAACCCUAAACAAGAACACACUUUUUCUGCCAAUUGAAUAAGAUCAACAACAACAUGGUUCAUUCUAACCCAAUUAACGAUGACCCAUCAAUCAUUCAAUCGUUCUCAACCGAUGCACCUAAUGAUGUAGAGAAUGAUGUGAAGUUGAGUUCUAAGGACCAGAGAGAUGCUCUUCCAGGUGAGCCGAUGUGUAUUAUAUGUGGCCGCUAUGGUGAGUAUAUAUGUGAUGAAACUGAUGAUGAUGUUUGCAGUUUGGAAUGUAAACAAUCGGUACUAUGUCGAAUUUCCAAAUCCUCAUCUCAUGUUGGUGGUCUUCCGCCACCUAAAAAACUACCUGCAGCUGAUGAGUGCUUUUAUGUUAGCGAUACUAAUAACAAAUUAGGAAUGGCGUCUUUAGGAGGUGAUCAGAUUCAGGCUGAAUUGCUUCGAAAGAAACUUGACAUUCAUGUGAAGGGUGUUGUUUCGGCACCGGUUAUGUCGUUCACUUCAUGUAACCUCCCCGACAAACUCCUCCACAACAUAGAAGCAGCUGGAUAUGAGAUGCCUACGCCUGUCCAAAUGCAAGCAAUCCCUGCUGCUUCGAUGGGGAAGAACAUGAUUGUUUUGGCCGAUACAGGAUCCGGAAAGUCAGCUUCGUUUCUUAUUCCAAUAAUUUCUCGUUGUGUAAGUCAUCGUUUGACUUAUGUUUCAGAUAAGAAAAAGCCUUUAGCUAUGGUGUUAACACCUACGAGAGAGCUCAGUAUACAGGUUGAAGAGCACGCAAAAUUGCUUGGAAAAGGGUUGCCGUUUAAAACCGCACUUGUGGUUGGCGGCGAUGCAAUGGCUAGGCAACUCUACCGCAUUCAGCAAGGAGUCGAAUUGAUUGUUGGAACACCAGGAAGGCUCGUUGAUCUUUUAACGAAGCACGAGAUUGACUUAGAUGACAUAACAACUUUUGUUGUCGAUGAGGUGGACUGCAUGCUGCAAAGGGGUUUUCGAGAUCAGGUCUUACAGAUAUGCACGGCUUUGUCACAACCUCAGGUCUUAAUGUUUUCGGCAACAAUGUCCGAUGAUUUAGAGAAAAUGGCGAACUCUCUGGCAAAGGAUACAGUGGUGAUAACCGUUGGUGAACCUAACAGACCAAAUAAAGCCGUGAAGCAGCUAGCUAUUUGGGUCGAAUCGAAACAAAAGAAGCAGAAACUGUUUGACAUUUUAACAAGCCAGAAACAUUUUAAGCCACCUAUUGUAAUAUACGUCGGCUCGAGACUUGGGGCAGAUCUCCUGGCAAAUGCAAUUACAGUUUCAACAGGAAUUAAAUCUGUGUCAAUUCACGGCGAGAAGUCUAUGACAGUAAGGAGAGAAAUAAUGCAGUCAUUUAUGGUCGGAGAGUUCCCCGUGAUUGUGGCUACCGGAGUUUUGGGUAGAGGGGUUGAUCUAUUAGGCGUAAGACAAGUGAUUGUAUUCGACAUGCCGAAUUCCAUUAAGGAAUAUGUACAUCAAAUAGGAAGGGCUUCUAGAAUGGGAGAGGAAGGUCAAGCCAUAGUUUUUGUGAACGACGAGAAUAGGAAUGUUUUCGCAGAGUUAGUUGAUGUACUAAAGUCGGGUGCAGCGGCUAUACCUCGGGAGCUUAUGAAUUCACAGUAUACCACAAGAUUUUUCUCUGGUGGCAAAGGUUCAAAGAAGAGAAAGCACAAAUGAUGAAUUUCUGUUACUUGCUGACUUCUAGACUAAUUAUUUUUUUCUUUUGCCAACAUAGAAAAUGACACUAGAAAAUGCAUGUAUAUGAUGACACUUUUGAAAGAUGAAAGAUUUCUUCA